UGGAAAUCAAGUCGGAUAGAUUCAGUUUCUUGCCCCGGCUUGCCGUUGUCGCAGGCUUUGAUGCCAGAGGUCGCAUCUCGCAUUACGAUGUGGUGGCGGGACGGAGCACCUCUUGCGACGCAUCCCGCGUUCGGCGUGUCCAAGCGGUGCAGCAGGUGAUCCAGAACUGGCGCCAGGGGUUCGCGCCGGAAUUCCGUUUGCAGUACCAUCGGCCUCUGCGAAGAGAGCCGGCUGUCGCAGGGGCGACGGGAGCUGCUCAAGUGCCUGCGGGAGAUUGCUGCGUCUUAGUUCCCAGAGGGAUUGGGCCGCCAUGCGCGGCAGGUGGUGCACAACUGCCGCCGGGGGUGUGUGCGGAACGGGCGCCACGGGUGUGCCCAGGCUGCGAGAGGGCCGCGGCGCGGCUCGGCAGUUACCACGAUGCCGGGUCGCGCUGCUCCGCGCGAUUGCCCGGCGUGGGUGAUGGAUGCCCUCACCCCGCCCGCUCUGGAACCACGCGCCGGCCCGCAUCGGGCUGGUGGGGGCAUGCCCAGGUUUUCGCCGGCCAAUCCGGCUUUCGGGAUGCGGUUCUCCCCCGCGUCCAAUCCGUCCCGCUGGCGGGGUGCUAUGGCGGCCGCGGGGCAUUGAGAUUUUCACGGCGCCGCGCCCCCGUGCUGCCCUGCUGCUGUAGCGCCGUUCGUGUGUGCGUCUCGGUCCUCGGGCAUUGCUCUGCUGCGAACCGGAAGACCUUUGUCCUGCGGCUGCGAUUCCUUGUGCGGACGAUAGUAACCGGACAGCAAUUUUUCCGCCUUCUGCGACAAGACUGCCUUAGAUGA
This is a messenger RNA of Amoebophrya sp. A120, 812 nucleotides long. Lineage: Eukaryota; Dinophyceae; Syndiniales; Amoebophryaceae. The record is from the annotation of a GenBank genome assembly.